AUGUCACAGAUUAACCGAAAACCAGAAGAGUCUCACUCCACGCUUAUAAAUGACGAGGAAGAUAACAACACGGUCAUUGGAUCCAGCGUUGGACAGGUAGACGAGGAGUUAAGGAAGGUGAAUGGAAUCACUAUCCUUGACAAUCAACUAUCCAGUGAUGAAAUUGUAAGUGAUUUAGAUGUGGUCAAAACCAAUUUAUUAGUAGAUGAGGGACGAGCUGAAUCGAUUUUAAAUGAUGAGGAUCAAUAUCAUGAUGAUGACGUCGAUAGAGCACUUGUAGCAUACACUAAGAUUGAUGUGUGGGACGUGGUGAAGAAGAGUGCGAUCAAUUUGAUUCUCCCAAUCAUAAACGGAUUCAUGUUGGGGUUCGGAGAGAUAUUGGCCCACGAAGUCGGGUUCCGCUACAAUUGGUUUGGAGCUAGAGUGAGUCCGCCUAGAAGAAUGGAGAGGAAAAGGGAACAGCAGACGAGCCAAUACUUGUAA
Molecule: messenger RNA, 483 nt
Organism: Dujonia railenensis
Lineage: Eukaryota; Fungi; Ascomycota; Pichiomycetes; Serinales; Debaryomycetaceae
Source: the annotation of a GenBank genome assembly